Molecule: messenger RNA, 4468 nt
Organism: Cololabis saira (Pacific saury)
Lineage: Eukaryota; Metazoa; Chordata; Actinopteri; Beloniformes; Belonidae
Product: dual specificity tyrosine-phosphorylation-regulated kinase 1B-like
Exons: 13
Coding region: 1332-3560 (742 amino acids)
Biological process (GO): peptidyl-serine phosphorylation; protein autophosphorylation; peptidyl-threonine phosphorylation
Cellular component (GO): nucleus
Molecular function (GO): protein serine/threonine kinase activity; protein serine/threonine/tyrosine kinase activity; transcription coactivator activity
Source: RefSeq, a predicted model, not a curated record
AGUCUCCGGAGGAGCAGGGAACGGACGGGGAACGGGACCAACUCACACCAAAGUCGUCCUGCUGGGGCUUUCUACCGCCACGGACCGCAGGAGCCGAGGAGCCGAGCCCCGAGGAACCCCCGGGAGAACCGCGGAGGAGCAGGCCGGCCGGGAGCAGCCGUCGGCGGGGACCGGAGUCCCGGAACCCCGCGCUUCUUUUGUCUGGGCGGGCGGAGCUCCGGGUGUGUUGUGGUCGUGGAGCUGAGAACCGGACCGAUGGUUCGCUGAGUUCGUCCUUCAACCCGGACACCCACACCCUCUCUGGAUCUAAACUUUGUAGCCCGGAUCUCUUCACCUUCACCCCCCCGAGCUCGUGAUCGGGGAAGUUUCUGCUGCGGAUUGUUUACAUUUUCCCGUGACGUCAACAUCCGAUUCUGUUCCGGUUCGGUUCUUGGGGAACAGUUCCCACAACCCCCCCCCCCCCCUGUUGAGUGGGGAGUGACACCCGAACCCCUGCUCUCUCGGAUUAAUCCCAGCCCCCCCCUCUCAGAGCUGCGGUAAUUGGAGCUAUUUGUGGAGAGAGGGAUGGGGUAAAAGCGGCAGCUGGAAACCGGACCCCCCCCACCCAUUCCUCCCCCUGGGCCCAGCUGGCAGCAUGCUGCGUGAACCCGGGUAGCCCGGACCGCCCUCACCCCCCAGGCCCAGCUGGAUCCCACCUGACCCGAGCCGAGCAGCUGACCAUGUAGCCCCCACCCCCCUGGACUCCGGUUCUGGACCACCGUACGGAUACAUGGUCACAUGACUCACACCUUUAUCCAUUUGGGACAUUUCACUGACACUGUCAUCACAGCGGACGCUUAGAUUAGAUUAGAGAGCUGUGUCAGACACCAGCGGCCCCCCCAGCCCACACACAGAAUGCAUGAAACUGCCAAAUCCAACACAAAACUAACCUGAAAAACCAAAUAUUGUAUCUCCCUUCAGCCCCCCGUCCCCGCCCCCCUCUAGCGUUCAGAGUCUAUAUGUAGAGAGAGGUCUAUAUCUAUACUGUAACUCACACAGAGAUUAUAUUUUUACUUCAGACAAACGCUGCCUGAACACCAGUUGGUUGCCUUAGAAACCGUCACAGAGGAAGAAGGGAGGAACGGAAAACAAAGUCAGAGAAGAAGAAGGUGCCUUUUGAUUGGUCGGUCAAGUUUCCCACCAUUUCAAGCUACGUUUGUUUAGCUGGAUGUAAACGUUUGACCUGAACUCUGGGAUUGAAAACACCCUUUUGACAGAUACUGGUCUACUUCACUCCUCCAACACACGCACACACAUUUCCCCGCUGGAGCGAACAGUUUACGAGCGUUUCCAUGGUUGUCACGUCAUCAUCCGUGGACGAGAAGCCGGCCCCCCCCUGCAGGAUGGUCCAGUCAGAGCCGUGGAUCGCCUCAGCCCUGCUUCGUAAAAACAAGAGUGCAAGCAGCUCAGGAUGUCCGCCCACCUCCUCCUCCUCCUCCUCCUCCUCCUCCUCCUCCUCCACUGCCCAGGGCUUCUCCCUCGCUGAGCCAGCCAUGACCAGCCAGCACACUCAUACACACCCCUCCUUCAGCUCCAUCCACUCCAUGGCCGAGCAGCAGCAGGUGCUGUCUGACAUGACCAUACUUCAGCGGAGGAUCCCCCCCAGUUUCAGAGACCCUGCCAGCGCUCCCCUGAGGAAACUCUCAGUCGACCUCAUCAAAACUUACAAGCACAUCAAUGAGGUGUACUACACGAAGAAGAAGCGGCGGGCCCAGCAGGUCCCUCCUGAGGACAGCAGCACCAAGAAGGAGAGAAAAGUUUACAAUGACGGUUACGACGACGACAACUACGACUACAUUGUCAAAAACGGAGAAAAGUGGCUGGACCGCUACGAGAUAGACUCUCUGAUCGGGAAGGGCUCUUUCGGACAGGUGGUGAAGGCCUACGACCACCAUGAGCAGGAGUGGGUGGCCAUCAAGAUCAUCAAGAACAAAAAGGCUUUUUUAAACCAGGCUCAGAUUGAACUACGCCUGCUGGAGCUCAUGAACAAGCACGACACUGAGAUGAAAUAUUACAUAGUCCACCUGAAGCGUCACUUUAUGUUUAGGAACCAUCUCUGUUUGGUCUUUGAGCUGUUGAGCUACAACCUGUAUGACCUGCUGAGGAACACCAACUUCAGAGGGGUUUCCCUCAACCUCACCAGGAAAUUUGCACAGCAGCUCUGUACAGCGUUAUUAUUCCUGGCCACACCAGAGCUGUCAAUCAUCCACUGCGACCUGAAACCAGAGAACAUCCUGCUGUGUAAUCCCAAAAGGUCUGCCAUUAAAAUAGUGGACUUUGGAUCAUCCUGCCAGCUCGGUCAGAGGAUCUAUCAGUACAUCCAGAGCAGGUUUUACCGCUCUCCUGAGGUCCUGCUGGGGAUGCCGUACGACCUGGCCAUCGACAUGUGGUCUCUGGGAUGCAUCCUGGUGGAGAUGCACACGGGAGAACCUCUCUUCAGCGGCUCCAACGAGGUGGACCAGAUGAACAAGAUUGUGGAGGUUCUGGGGGUCCCACCCGGCCACAUGCUGGACACAGCCCCGAAAGCCCGGAAGUAUUUUGACAAAAUGUCAGAUGGUUUGUGGACGGUGAAGAAGAACAAGGAUGUCAAGAAGGAGUACAAGCCUCCGGCCACUCGACGCCUUCACGAGAUCCUGGGUGUGGAGACGGGAGGCCCCGGGGGCCGGAGGGCAGGAGAGCCAGGACACGCCCCCUGUGACUACCUGAAGUUCAAAGACCUGAUCCUGCGCAUGCUGGACUACGACCCCAAAAGCCGAAUCACGCCAUUCUACGCCCUGCAGCACAAUUUCUUCAAGAAGACGACAGAUGAAGGAACCAACACCAGUUCAUCCACAUCCACCUCUCCUGCCAUGGACCACUCCCACUCCACCUCCACCACCAGCUCUGUCUCCAGCUCUGGUGGCUCCAGUGGUUCUUCCAACGACAACCGUAACUACCGUUACAGUAACCGCUACUACAACUCUGCUGUUACCCUGUCAGACUACGAGAUGACCAGUCCUCAGGCUCCCUCCCAGCAGCAGAUGAGGAUGUGGCCCGGCAGUGAUGGGGGAGGCGGGGGUCAGGACCCAGCGUACACCCAGUUGCUGCUCCACAAGCCAGCUGCCACCCAGCAACACCAGCGCCACUUUUUAGACCCGCCCCACCACCCCCACCCCACCUACUCCCACCACGGGAACAGCGGGCGUGGCCUGCGGCAGGCCGGACAGCCGGGCCUGGGCGUGGGCGGGGGCCCGCAGGGCUCCCCGCCGCAGCUGGGCGACAGCAUGGAUGUGGGCGUGUCGCUGGGGCUGCACCACCUGGGGGCCGUGUCUUCCAUGGAGGCCUCCCAGUUCGGCUCGGCGUCGCUGCCCCUCGCGCUGCCAAUGGGACUGUCCGCCUUCCGGACUCGGACGGCCCCCGCCGUGGCCCCGGGGCCCCAGGCCCCGCCCCCCGAGGACUACUACCCCGCCUCCAACAACAAUAACCCCGCCGGGGGGGGCCGGGGGAGGCCGGACUCAGACGAGGGGCCCGCCAACUCUUGAUAAAACCUGAACCACGCCCUAAAGCCAUACGAUUUUAACUACAACUACACACAGCCAGAGGCCAGAGACACACGGGGGCUCGUCCUCGGGGGGGGACCAGGGGGACGAGGGGACGAGGAGGACCAGGAGGCAGCAGGGACAUCGCUUAUUUUAGUUUGUUGUCGCGACUGAACGGAAUGAUUGACGAGUUUGUUUUUAUUGAUAUUGUUGAUUAAUCUUAUUUGGUUUUCUGGGGUUUGAGUAGCUGUGUGUUCUGUUUUCUUGUUCUGAGAGGAAGAAGAGGACGACGAGGACGAACACGUCCACACCGCCGAGCCGCCUGUAGCGCGUUCACGUGUGCGUGAGCAGCGGUGUAGCUCUGGGAGUGUGUGUGGGUGUGUGUGUGUCAGGACAGAACCCUCACGUGAGCCAGGACUGACAGACGGGUGGAGGUGACGGGCCCCCGCCCUCCUCCGCCCACCGCUCCUCCUUCCUCCUCCUGCUCUCCUCUCCUCCUCCUCCCCCCGGCGUGUCUCUCCUCCAGACAGCUCCGCCUCUCUGUGCUGCUAAUCACCAUGACAACUGGUCCGGAUUGCUGCUAAAGAUCCAACACAGAUCAAUAAAGAAAUAAAAACAAAUAGAAACAGAAAUUAAAAAAAAACUUUUUAACCCUUGUGCUUAAGAGAAAAAGGAUAAAUAAGAACCACUGCAUCUCAAUGUAUUUAUUACUAUUUAACAAGAAAAACAAACUGAAAGUAACAAUUGUUUUUUUUUGUUUGUUUGUUUUUUGUUUUUUUUUUGCUCUUCUUUGUUUGGUUGCCUUCUUUCUGCAGGUGAGCUCUGAUUGGCUAUUGUAACAGUGCGGGUAACUGGUGACAUGGUAAUGCCACUGGUUACAGGGGCAGGGUGGAGGGACGGGGUGGGGCAAA